Ixodes scapularis (black-legged tick) is the source of this 1798-nucleotide messenger RNA. It is a transcript of the gene UQCR-C2, whose product is annotated as cytochrome b-c1 complex subunit 2, mitochondrial. Gene Ontology annotation, molecular function: metal ion binding. NCBI's taxonomy places the organism in Eukaryota, Metazoa, Arthropoda, Arachnida, Ixodida, Ixodidae. The record is from RefSeq and is a predicted model, not a curated record. Gene Ontology annotation, cellular component: mitochondrion. The transcript has 13 exons. Bases 213 to 1580 code for a protein of 455 amino acids.
AAUCUGUAAAGAAAAUAUAAAAAUUUAAAAUUGUGAAUACGGCAUUCACGUAAAUCUAUAAAUAACAAUUUUAUUUUUGUGUGUAAAUUACCAAAGUUGAUAGGUAGCGCUAGCUACCAUACAAAUAUUAUUUUUGAAUGUAAAUUUUGUUGUCUAUUGGUUUAUACUUCCUAACGUCGGGGGCCGACAUCUUCCUUCUCGUUGGAGUUGCCAUGGCGUCCAAGAUCGCCCGAAUUUCUCCUCUAAAACACCAUGCGUGCCGUGCAUAUUCGGUGAGAGUGGCUCCCAAAGCAUCGGUAGCCCACUUCGAAGCCCUGCCCAAGCAGGAUGUAGAGAUGACCACUCUUCCCAGUGGGCUGGUUGUCACAUCGCUGGAGAACUACUCGCCCGUGACACGCCUCGCCAUCAUCGUGAAGGGGGGCGCCCGUUAUGAGGACGGCAGCAACCUGGGAAUAACACACACCCUCCGGAACGCCGCAGGACUGGCAACCAAGAACUGCUCCAAGUUUGCCAUCACCAAGAACAUAGAGUACCUCGGUGCUAACUUGACGGCCACCACAACCCGAGAACAUCUUAUCUACACCCUGGAGUGCAACCGCAAUGAGGUGGGCACCGCCUUCAAGUUUGCGACGGAGGUGGCGCUGUGCCCGGCGUUCAAGCACUGGGAGGUGGACGACGCAGCCCCCACCAUGAAGCUAGACCUUGCCAUCUACAGGCAGAACCAGGAGGCCGUGCUCAUGGAGGCCCUGCACGCUGCCGCGUUCCGCGGAGGCCUCGGCAACUCCCUCUUCAUCGAGGACUUUAUGGUGGGCAAGCACACCCCCAGGGCGCUGGCGGAGUUCACCAAGAACCACGUGACCGGUCCGCGGGUGGUGCUGGCCGCGGUUGGCGCCGAGGGAGACCGCCUGGUUCAUGCGCUGAAGCAUCUGGAGCUGAGAUCGGACCCCGGUGCAGAGUUCCUGCCCUCCAAGUUUGCUGGCAGCGAGGUGCGUCACGAGUUUGGCUCGUCCCAUACGGCGGCGGCCAUUGUGGUGGAGGGGGCGAGCGCCAAGAAUGCCAAGGAGUGCCUGGCCCUGGGCGUCCUCCAGCACAUCCUGGGCACGGGGCCCAGGGUGCCGUACAGCGCCUCCGCGGCCACCAAGCUGGGAGACGCGGCCGCCAAGGUCGCCGAGCACCCUUUUGCGGUUUCGGCACUCAACAUCAGCUACAGCGACACGGGGCUCUUUGGCGUCACAGUGGCUGGACAUCCCAACGAAAUGGACAAGCUCACCAAGGCCGUGAUGACUCAGGUGCGAACAACUGCUCAGAAGAUCAGCGACAAGGACGUUCAGGACGGAAAGACGAGGCUGAAGGCGGCACUGCUGUUUAAGCGUGAGGACCAGACCAACGUGGCGCUUGAGAUGGGUCUGCAGACGUCGCUCUUUGGGCAGGCCUGGGACCCCUCGGAGGUGGAGAGGUCCAUCGACGCCAUCACCACCCAGGACGUGGCCUCCGUGGCCGCUCGAGUCUCCAAGGCCAAGCCGGCAAUGGCCGCCGUCGGACGGCUUCACAAGACGCCCCACGUGGACGAGCUCGUCUAAGACCGCGUCCCGCCACGUAGGGGGCUUCUCUCGAAAGCUAGUUGGAUGCAGACGUAGUCUGUUUGUUGCCGUCUGCUGUGUGGGCCACGUGCAUCGUUGUUGCUUUUCCUGCCUUUUUUUUUUUUUAUUUAAGACGGAGAGCGCACAUGAGAAGAUGGCCAGGCUGCACAAAAAGAGGUACAAUAAAGAACUUGCUUAUCCUGCACUGCGGGCUCAAA